Messenger RNA from Oncorhynchus keta (chum salmon), 2988 nucleotides. RefSeq names its product parapinopsin. Gene Ontology annotation, cellular component: photoreceptor outer segment; membrane. The coding region runs from base 686 to 1831 and encodes 381 amino acids. Gene Ontology annotation, molecular function: G protein-coupled receptor activity. NCBI's taxonomy places the organism in Eukaryota, Metazoa, Chordata, Actinopteri, Salmoniformes, Salmonidae. The transcript has 4 exons. Gene Ontology annotation, biological process: visual perception; G protein-coupled receptor signaling pathway. The record is from RefSeq and is a predicted model, not a curated record.
CAUUGAAGCAAAACAAUUCCAUUAUAUACUCUCUUGAACAAAACAUCAUACUCUAGGCAAAAUAGAUAAUAGAUACACGGUUGCACUCUUAGUGUAUGUGGGUCAGCAAUAAUAUGAUGAGCAAUAAUCAACAAUAAUGUAUUUUUUAAAUGUCCUAGCAAGUGGGUAAAGUGUGCAAGACACGUUAAGCACCAUUCGAGACUUGUGAAUGAACUCCAAAGACUGCGCGUAACCGCGAUGGACACCCUGGACCAGCCUCGCUGCGCACGCUGGGAUUACCUUGCGACAUUGCCACGCAGUUGAGAUAUCAUAUCCUCCAACCUUCACUAGACGUGUGGGACAGAAUAUCAUCACGUAUUUUGUGAGCUUGCACUUGUAACAACGUUAUAUAAAAUAGGUGUACUGGAAAUAUUUUUUUUUCUUUACCGUAAAAGAAUAUUCAACAAAUGGAAAAUAAGAGUAAUAUUGCACAGUGAUUAACGGCGUAGAUUAAGCAACCAGCUGUACCUGUAGGCCUUAAUGGAGGCCUGGACAUUCCUGUGGAGCGCUGACGCUGGUGGCAAGAUAGGGAGGGACAUGGCCAGGUAAUGAUGGCGUGAGCUCCGUGCGCACUGCCUGCCGCAAUUUAGCCAAAUUUACCCCAGCCAGAGUAAUAUGAAACUAGCCUUCGUGAACAGCAACCAGGAUGAUUUAUGAUCUGGCUGACCUCAACUAUAGCCACAACGUGAGCGACGACCCGUUCAGUUUAUUGGACCGGGAAUGGAGCGACACUCCGAAAGAGACCCUCUCCAGGACUGGCUUCAUCGUGCUCUCCGUGUUUCUGGGCUUGAUCAUGACCUUCGGCUUCCUCAACAACUUCGUGGUACUGCUCCUCUUCUGCAAGUUCAAGAAGCUGCGUACCCCGGUCAACAUGCUCCUGCUCAACAUCAGCGUGAGCGACAUGCUGGUGUGCAUGUUUGGGACCACGCUGAGUUUUACCUCCAGUAUCAAGGGAAAGUGGCUCCUGGGCCGCCACGGCUGCUUGUGGUACGGUUUCAUCAACUCCUGCUUCGGUAUUGUGUCGUUGAUCUCCCUGGUGGUCCUGUCCUACGACCGCUACAGCACCCUGACCCUGUACAACAAGCGUGGUCCUGACUACCGCAAGCCCCUGCUGGCUGUGGGGGGCUCCUGGCUCUACUCCAUAUUCUGGACGGUGCCCCCCCUGCUGGGCUGGAGUAGCUAUGACUUGGAGGGCGCCGGCACCAGCUGCUCUGUGUCAUGGACCCUGAGGACGGCUCAGUCCCACGCCUAUAUCAUCUGUCUGUUCAUCUUCUGCCUGGGUCUGCCCAUCGUCAUCAUGGUCUACUGCUACUGUCGGCUGCUGUGGGCCGUCAAACAGGUGGGUAAGAUACGUAGGACAGCGGCACGGCGGAGAGAGUACCACAUCCUGUUCAUGGUGCUGACUACAGUGGUGUGCUACAUAUUGUGCUGGAUGCCCUACGGCGUGGUGGCCAUGAUGGCGACGUUUGGCCGGCCUGGCAUCAUCACCCCCGUGGCUGCGGUGGUGCCCUCACUCCUGGCCAAGAGCAGCACUGUCAUCAACCCUCUCAUCUACAUCCUCAUGAACAAACAGUUCUACAGGUGUUUCCUCAUCCUGAUCCGGUGUGAACGGCCCUCCGCGGAGAACGGCCAAUCCUCCAUGCCUUCCAAGACCACCGCCAUCCAGCUUAGCCGCCGCGUGUACAGCAACACGGUGGCGUGCACCGCCCGGAUCUCCACGGGUAUCCAGAACCAUGGCUGCAGCACCCUGGUCACAGAGCACACCAACCCACCUGAGGUCACUCUCUCAUGAGCGGGCACGCCGGGAAGGCCUGGUGGGUGUUGAUGCAUGGCUCAGCUAGCUAGCUACUGUACUGUGCCGACCAAUAGGCUCCAAGGCCCAUGCGCUCGUCUACUCCAGCCCAACCCCUUCCAUUUGUUUACCAACUGCUGUGUUUAUCUUUAUGUAGGAGUGAAAUUGUACAUGCUGUGUGUGCAACAGAAAGUACAUUUCUGUGUAUGUAUACAUGAGGGAAGGGGGGCUGUAGAGUGAGCAUGUGCGCUGCAUUCAAAGGGGAGAGAGGGGGUGUGUGGUAAUAUAUAAUAUAUAUGCCAUUUAGCAGACGCUUUUAUCCAAAGCGACUUACAGUCAUGUGUGCAUACAUUCUACGUAUGGGUGGUCCCGGGAAUCGAACCCACUACCCUGGCGUUACAAGCGCCAUGCUCUACCAACUGAGCUACAUACGGUCCAUGAACUAUGUGUACCAUUUGAUCUCACUCGGCCUGUUCUCUCUGGCUUGUCUCUGUGUAGGUGUAAAAACCAUUGCUCGAUACACUUGCUUCUUUUCUAAACACAUCGACUGUCCAAGUGAAAAGGAGUAUCUCUGUCACAUUUCACCCCCUCAACACACACACUUACCCCACCCCUCUAACACACACACACACACACACACACACAGCCAGUGGUUACGCUACUCCCAGCCUCUGUGUUGUCCUGACUGUGAAGACAGAUUAGAAGGUCUGUAGAUGUAUCUCAAAUCGCACCCCAUUCCCCAACGUAGUGCACUAUAUAGGGCACUGGAAAAGAAGGGUAAUAGGGUGCGAUUUGAGGUGCAUCCACUGACUGGUGCAAUAAGCUAUGGGAUGUCCAGUAAAGAGCUGAUAAAGACUAUAAAAGUUCAUCAAGAGAACAAAUACUGAGCCGUACAGCUCUGAAGGAUACUGGUACACUGGUGACUGUGGGUGAUUUCGGACUGAAGCUCUGAUCUCGGACUUCUCUAUUGUGGAACUACAUGGAUCUCACAGAUUGAGAAUGGGACUUUUGCCAAACCUGCCAGCAUUUUGUUUGGGGAGAAGUGGCUUUGAACUCAUGUGUGAUGUUUGGGGUACCUACCACCCCCCUCCCAAACUUAUUCCCCCCUGACCUCUCCCCCUUCAUCAGAACCUGUACAAAGAAAGUGCUGAAUUCAG